AUGAUGUUACGUCCGUCAAGGACUUUGGUGACAGCUCUUCAGCGUGUCAAAGACUGUUGCCCAAUAUUACGCACUGUUCGACAGCGUUCUGAUGUCUCCGAAUUUGAAUCUCCAAUUACUGAUGAGUAUAAAAGAGGUCCUGCAGAAGGGCGAUCUCUUUAUCUUGAUGCACAGGCGACAACACCUCUGGACCCAAGAGUACUGGAUAAGAUGAUGCCAUACCUAACAUCCUAUCAUGGUAAUCCUCAUUCACGGACACAUAUGUAUGGCUGGGAGUCUGAAGCAGCUGUUGAACAUGCCCGUCAGCAAGUAGCCGAUUUAAUAAACGCAGAUAAAAAGGAAAUAAUUUUCACAUCCGGUGCUACUGAGUGCAAUAACAUUUCCGUAAAGGGAGUUGCUAGAUUUUAUAAAGCCAAGAAGAAACAUAUUGUGACGACUCAAACAGAACACAAGUGUGUAUUAGAUUCAUGUCGAGCGCUUCAAGCUGAAGGAUUCGACGUAACAUAUCUGUCUGUUAACUCAAACGGCUUGAUUGACUUGGAGCAAUUAGAAUCAUCAAUAAGACCUGACACCUCUCUUGUAUCGGUAAUGACCGUGAAUAAUGAAAUCGGAGUACGACAACCUGUUGAAGAAAUAGGAAAAAUUUGUCGGUAAUUUUAUUUUUCACAAAAAAUUUUUUUGUUUAUUAUAUAAUUAUAGAAAAAUGUAUUAUUUUUAUUAGUUACAUUAAAAAUUCUUUUUUUUUUUUCCAGAAAAAAGAAAGUAUUUUUCCAUACAGAUGCAGCGCAAGCGGUGGGAAAAAUUCCAGUAGAUGUACAAGCGAUGAACAUUGACCUAAUGUCGAUGAGCGGCCACAAAAUAUAUGGUCCUAAGGGUGUCGGCGCUCUGUACGUAAGAAGAAGACCCAGAGUUCGUGUAGAACCGAUCCAAAGUGGCGGAGGACAGGAACGAGGCAUGAGAAGUGGUACUGUGCCUACUCCGUUGGUUGUGGGACUCGGUGCCGCUUGUGAAUUGUCUAAAAAUGAAAUGGAAUAUGAUAAGAAACAUAUAACACAUCUUGCUAAUCAUUUAAUCGAGAAGAUAUCUUCAAAUUUACCACAAGUAAUACGGAACGGUGACCCGGUUGCUUGGUACCCAGGAUGUGUUAAUUUGUCUUUCGCGUACGUUGAAGGAGAGUCUUUGUUGAUGGCACUGAAAGAUAUUGCUCUGAGCAGCGGUUCUGCCUGCACGAGUGCCAGUUUAGAGCCCAGUUAUGUCUUGAGAGCUAUUGGCGCUUCCGAAGAUUUAGCACACUCGAGUAUUAGAUUUGGCAUCGGUAGAUUUACGACUCUCGAAGAAAUUAAUUACACUGCUGAAAGUACAAUUCGUCAUGUAAAACGUCUUCGAGAUAUGAGCCCACUUUGGGAGAUGGUUCAGGAUGGAAUCGACUUAAAGACAAUCAAGUGGACUCAGCAUUAA
Cotesia congregata is the source of this 1458-nucleotide messenger RNA. NCBI's taxonomy places the organism in Eukaryota, Metazoa, Arthropoda, Insecta, Hymenoptera, Braconidae. The record is from the annotation of a GenBank genome assembly.